UAUUUAAAUAAUUUUAAAUAUGAGUGACCAAAAUUUGCCAAUAAAUAUAGAAGAUCUGUUCCUUCACGAACUAGAUAUAGACCCAGAUGAUGACAAGUCUCUCUUAGAGAUUGCAAAGAAAGCUUACUUUGAUUUCAUGAAUGAGUGGCAAAUAUAACUUAUGACAAACAUCACAACUUUGCCGGGUUUUAUAACUAUAACUCUGGAAAAACCACCACAAAUAUUAACUCUGUAGUUGUGAAAUUUUGAAGCAAAAAGUAUAAAUAAAAUGGUUCAAGAAAAACGUAAGGAGCUAGUACAGAGCAUGAUAAAUGAACAGAAAAGAGGUAAAAGAGGAAGCUCAAAUUCUCCUAAGAAUAGCUCUAAACAAAAAUCUCAGAAACCCUCAAAAGAGAAGGAUAGAGACAUCUACGAGGCUGAGACUAGACUGAAUUUUAAAUAAACUUGAAAAAGAGUUAAAGAAUGAUUUCAAAAGACAGCUUGAUAAAGCCAAAAACAAUCUAAAUCUCCACACCUCUUCUGACAAACCAAAUCUAAACGCCUCAAUGUUCCUCUCAAUCAUCUCCCAAAUGCUAAAGAGCAACUACAAGCUUGAAUGUGAUGCUUUGGAGGCCCAUUUCGAUCGAAAACUCUCUCAUGAAAAAGACCUCUUAAAGUCAAAAUUCCAAGUGUACACCCAGCAAAGGAUCAGUCAAGAAGAAGAGCUCUUGGAGGACCAAAUCAGAAAUGAACGAGAAAGGAUCACCAGGACUAUUGAGCAAGAAGAGAAAAUAGAGAUUGAUAAGCAGCCGAUUAUAAAGAAAAUCCGUGAAGAUCUCACCCAAAAACUUCAGUCCCAAAAAUAAGAUUCUGAACCAAAAAUCAGAACUCAACAAGAAAUUCUUCAACGAUGAAAGAGACUCGAUAGAGAAAAGAUACGCUGAUAAGACCAGAAAGAGAAUAGCCGAAGCUAGUGAAGAAGUUGAGUACUUGGUGAAGAAUUUUAGAGAGGAAUCUAAGCAAGCGUUAAGAGCACGGAUGGAGAUCCUUAAGCUGACUAAUGAUGGGAAGAAGGAAUCUGAGGGGAAUAGACUGAGGAUGAAGCAGAUUGAGAUUGCGAAAAGUAAUAGGCUGAAACUUGAGGAAGCAGCUAAGAAGAAGGAGAGAUUUGUGGAACAAGAGGCUCAAGGGCUUAUUUCUGAGUAUGAGUAUGAACUUAAGCCUAGCCAGGAAAGAUUCUCUGAGCUGAAGAAAGAUAUUGAGCAGCAGAAAGAACUUCGAGAAGUCCUGUACCAGAACCAGUGAAAAAGUACGAAAUUAAAGAUUCUGAGAGAAGCUGUAGAGGCAAUGGAUGAUGAAAAUGCUGCAUUACAGAAAGAGUUGAGAGAUAUACAACUAAGAGCCAGCAAUUCUGAACAGCCCUACAUUCCAAAGGAGCUUGAAUCUAUCAACCCGAAAGACUUAGAACAAGAGCUUAUUGACAAAAUGGAGAAGCUGAGUGUUCUUGAAUACAAAAUUGAAAAGCUAGAUAUGAAGAAUGGCAAUAAAAAAUUUAAACGGAAAGCUGGGCUAGAGAUCAAAUACGGUAUUCUUGACAUCAAAAAGAUUAUCAGCCAGCCUAAGAAAGACCUCAAGCCACUCGGUUCAGAUAUUGAUGUAGGUAUUGAGGAUCUUGAAGAUCUCCAGCAGUUUUUCACAAGAGAAAAGGAAACUGUUGAAGGCAAGGAAAAAGAGAUCUUCAAGGAUAAAGAAGUCACAGAUCAAUUAGAUAAGGAACUUGUCCAACGAAUAGAGGAAAUCAGUAAAGCAACUCAGGAACCAUCUAUUGGGGAGGGAGGAAGCCAUAGAGUAUAUGACAAAAUUUUGGGUAUUAAAGAACAACUUGAACUUCAAAAGGCGAAGCUCGGAGUUGAGAAAAAUAAGAUCAAGCUAUCUGAGACAAAGUUUAGAAAUCAAAGAAAAGCUUGUGAUAAAAUAUUUGGCCUUAUUUCAGAAGCAAAAGAACUUGAUCAAAGAUUAUCACUUCCAAAGCAGAAAGAGGUUGAUGGAAGCAGCCACAAAGAGGUCAGGAAGAAGGUAGUUAUGAGAGCACUCAAGGACGAGCUUGCAUACUAUAUCAGGAAUCACAAGGAUCUAGAAUACAGCCUGCCAGAUUAUCUCCAAAAUGAGCCAAAGAUUGAUUCAUUUAUUCCUCAGAGAGCGCUGAUAAUAUAA
This is a messenger RNA of Moneuplotes crassus, 2193 nucleotides long. NCBI's taxonomy places the organism in Eukaryota, Ciliophora, Spirotrichea, Euplotida, Euplotidae. The record is from the annotation of a GenBank genome assembly.